Messenger RNA from Strongylocentrotus purpuratus (purple sea urchin), 1086 nucleotides. Its product is annotated as allatostatin-A receptor-like. Gene Ontology annotation, biological process: G protein-coupled receptor signaling pathway. NCBI's taxonomy places the organism in Eukaryota, Metazoa, Echinodermata, Echinoidea, Camarodonta, Strongylocentrotidae. Gene Ontology annotation, cellular component: membrane. Bases 1 to 1086 code for a protein of 361 amino acids. The record is from RefSeq and is a predicted model, not a curated record. Gene Ontology annotation, molecular function: G protein-coupled receptor activity. The transcript has a single exon.
AUGGAGGAGGGAAAUGCCACCAAAAGUUACGGUGUUAGCAAUAUCACGUCGAGUGAUGCUGACGUAGAGAACAUGGUAACAGCAUGGUUCCAAAUAAUCAGUGGAUGCCUGGGGUUUGUAGGGAACCUUAUUUGCUUGGUCGUCUUGGGGAGGAGAUCGAGGAAGGACCACACCAACUGGUUGAUCAUCAACCAGUGUGUCGCUGACCUCGUAACGUCCGUCCUCCUCGUCGUCGCUACCGUUGACCAGACGUGGUUUCGAACGACAUCGUUCUCCUUAAUGUCACCGCUCAAGUGCGAGUUGCUCUGUCGCCUCUGGUACUCGCAGGUUGUAGUCUUCACCGGAUUUGCCAUCUCAACCUUUAACCUGACAUUGAUAUCUUUUGAAAGAUACCUGGCAGUAAUUCACCCUAUCGUUUAUUUAGCGUCCUUUAAACGCCAUUCUACGUUUCUACUGACAGUUUUCGCUUGGUUUACUGCACCUCUUAUGCAGGUCGUUCUCGCUUCAGCCUUAUACAAGUACCAUGGUGGACACUGUGUAUACGUUGGACAGAGACCAGGUUUCGGGAUAGGGGUCUUCGUUUGGGAGUUUUUACUUCCAGUUUCCGUCAUGACAUAUGCCUACGUGAAGAUAGCUCUGAAGCUUCAUAGUCUCGGGCGCAUCUCUGCCGUCUGGGCACACGAUGGUCCCAGCGUUAGGGUCAAUGCUGUCCAGGGUGGCGCCCUCUCCGUUGGAAAGAAAAUACCUGAAUGCAAUGCUAGUACAUCGCCUGAAGACUUGAACUUGAAGGAACUGCCACCGUUGCCCCAAGCCCCAGUCAAUAUUCGUCGUCAUAAGACGACGAUUACCCUCUUCAUCGUCUACCUUACAUACAUGGUUUGCUGGACUCCUAAUCAGGUCGCUUUCCUCGUCUUCAACUUGGGUGGGAUUUCUGAUUAUUUCGGAAGUAAGUGGCAUGCAAUGACCACCAUCUUAGCCUCCUUUAACAUCUGUGCGAACCGAUCAUUUAUGCCUUCCGGUACAGCCCCUUCAGGAAAGAAUUUCGUCAGAUACUCAACGAAUUUACUUGCUCUCGUUCAUGACUAA